AAAUGCUUACUUUGUCUUCUUUUUUUCCACCCAGCUUCUGCCAGAUACAAUUAUUUUUUUUUCCAGCAGUCAUCGUGCUAUGCCGAAUGUGAACCGGCUUGUGACCAGCAAUGUUCUAAGUCAGCAAUUCCUGAAGAAUGCCGAUCAAUCUGUAAACGUACCUGCGAAUAUCAGUGUAUUGCACCGCAGCCAUGUCCAUCGUCAUGCAACUUAUCCUGUGUACGAAGAUGUGUCGGAAUUCUAAACGAGGGUGAAUGCCAGCCAUAUUGUCACCAGACUUGUCAGCGUACUUGUCAACUUGCAUCUGAAUAUGUUAUUCCUUGUCAAAAUCAACAAGCACCAUGUGCUUGUCAAAAAGGCUUUGUUCAAUGUGCCUCACAACAGUGUUGUGUAAGAAAGACUAAAAGAACAAAAAAGGUGAAACUGUAG
This is a messenger RNA of Enterobius vermicularis (human pinworm), 429 nucleotides long. The record is from the annotation of a GenBank genome assembly. Lineage: Eukaryota; Metazoa; Nematoda; Chromadorea; Rhabditida; Oxyuridae.